Molecule: messenger RNA, 2944 nt
Organism: Sinocyclocheilus rhinocerous
Lineage: Eukaryota; Metazoa; Chordata; Actinopteri; Cypriniformes; Cyprinidae
Product: kazrin-A-like
Exons: 16
Coding region: 62-2416 (784 amino acids)
Molecular function (GO): protein binding
Source: RefSeq, a predicted model, not a curated record
GAAUCUGGAAGAUGAAGAGCAGGCAUCACUGCUUAUCAAAAGAGAAGCACUUCAGAGAGCCAUGACACUCAUGACACACCUGCAGCUCAAUGCACAGGCGAAGAUCCGGAGAAUGAUGGACGAGAACAAGCAGCUCGCGCAGCGGAUCGAUGGCGCGAUCCAGUGCGCGAAGCAGGAGGUGGCGAACCUGCGCGCGGAGCUGACAGCCACCGGCCACAGACUGGCGGAACUCGGCGAGCUGGAAGAACCGGGCGAACCGCAAGGACACCAGCUGCAACAACAGAACCAUCACGAUGCACCGGUGCAAAGACAGAAAGCUUUGACAGAGCUUGGUCGAAAAGGUGACGUUGUUCUUCAGGAGAUGUCAUUAGAUAAAGUGCUGUUGCAUGAGGAGGUGGUGCGUCUGCAGGAGGAGGUGUCGGUGCUGAAGCAGGUCAGGGAGAUGUUGAAUCGUGAGCUGGAGGAGACAGGAGGAGGCUGCUCUGUGGAGCUGCUGUCUGUUUCACAGCUCCGCGUGCAGCUAACACAGAAAGAGCAGGAGCUGGACAGAGCAAAGGAGGCAUUGCAAGCAAUGAAGGCAGACAGGAAGCGUUUGAGGUUGGAGAGAACUGAUCUGGUGAAUCAGAUGCAGCAGCUCUACACAACACUGGAGAGCCGUGAGGAGCAGCUACGGGACUUCAUACGCAACUAUGAGCAACACCGAAAAGAGAGUGAGGAUGCAGUGAGAGUUCUGGCAAGGGAAAAAGAUUUGUUAGAACGGGAGAAGUGGGACCUACGCCGACAAACCAAAGAGGCCUCAGAACAUGCAAGUGCACUCCGAUCUGCACUGGACCUGAAAGAGAACAGGAUCAAGGAGCUGGAGGCUGAACUGACUAUGAUGAGUAGCUUUAUGGCUCAGAAACUAGAGAGUCGCGUGUUUGUUCGAUCUCCAGAAAGACCAGCCUCACCCAAAACAGUGUCGGUAAGAUCAGCCAGGCCUGUCACUCAAACCCAAGCCCCUCCACUGAAAGCAUCACCGUGUGUGUGCGAUGCUGACGGCAUCAGCAUGAUGUCAUCAGCCGCAGCCAGGAUCAGUCCGUGUCACUCUAAACAACCGUCAGUCAUCUCAGACGCCUCGGUGAUGGAGGGAGAGAGAUCCUCAACGCCAUCAGAUUCACCGCGACACAGAGCACACUCCCUCUGCAAUUCUCUAGAGAAUCUAGAGGAGCAGAGACGCAGAAAGAAGAAAGAGAGGAUGGGUCUGGGCUCUCUGUCGAGGGUGUUCGGUCGAGGAAAGCAAAGAAAGUCUCUGGACCCCACUCUGUUUGAUGACUCCGACAGUUUAUCAAGCCCCGCCCGCCUCAGUGUGAGCCUAUCAGAAUGCGAGGAGCAUCUGGAUCGGCUUCAGCAGGUGGAGCUCGCGCGGACGGCCCCCAUGUCCCGUUGGCGUGCAGGAACCGUGCAGGCGUGGCUGGAGGUGAUCAUGGCCAUGCCCAUGUACAUACGGGCCUGUGCAGACAACGUUAAAAGUGGGAAGGUCUUGUUAGUUCUUACGAAUGAGGACCUGGAGUUUGUUUUAGGUAUCAGUAAUUCAAUGCACCGCAGGAAACUCCGUCUGGCCAUUGAAGACUACAGGGAUGUGGAAUCAGGACAUGGCCUUUCUAAAGCAGCUGAUCUGGAUCACCACUGGGUGGCUCAGGCCUGGCUGACUGAUGUAGGUCUCCCUCAAUAUUCCCAGUUCUUCCACACUCACCUUGUGGACGGACGUCUCCUAAGUACAUUCACACGCACCGACCUUGAGAAGCAUCUGCACGUGUCUAAAAAAGCCCACCAGAUCAGCCUGCUGCUGGGAAUACAGCUGCUACACACACUCAACUUUGACAAAGAGAUUUUGCAGUCUAGGCGAUCAGAGUGUCAGAAUCAGAACACAGACCCUGUAGUGUGGACCUGUCAUCGCAUCAUCAAAUGGAUCAAAGAGAUUGAUCUGAAGGAGUUUGCUGACAAUCUUCAGAGCAGUGGGGUUCAUGGUGCCAUCAUGGUGAUGGAUCCCUCCUUCAGCUCUGACACCAUGGCAGCGGCUUUAUGUAUUCCAAGCAACAAGCACAUGGUCCGUCAUCACCUGAAUGAAGAGGUGAAGGCACUUGUCAGUGCAGCCAGGGCAGGGCUUGAUCAGGAAGUCGAACCUUUGGGGACUCCGCCCACACUUCACCGGCAAAGUUCUCUAAGCAGCUCAUCACCCAGCUGUCAUGACGAUCAGCAGUCUUUAAGGAGGGUGAAGCAGCAGCUUGGUCUCAGCCCAAAGAAUUUCACUGGGCGAAAGAUCAGUCACCAGAACAGAUCUGGGUCAUUUCCAAGGAAUGGACUUCAGGAGGUCUCGCUACAACGAGAGCGUUGCCCAGUUCUACAUUUUUCUGCUGCUGAGCUCACCAAUGUCUGAGUCAUUCUCCUGUUGAGAUCACUGAUGAAAAACAUGACACUUUCUUAAAGCUCCCAAAUGGGGGAUUUUAUUUUCUUUUUCAAGGUGAAUGUUGAUGAAAUCUCAAUGAAAGUUCACAUUUUCAGUCUCUGGACUCUCAGUUUGCCAGUAGGGGUCUUGGCUUUGCUUUGUAGACCUUAUGUUGUUGUUUGUGACUGUAGACUCAUUUGUCUCAAAGUGAGACAAUGUUAAGAUUCCAUUUGAAAGGGCACACACACUAAAAAUGUAUUUAUCUGUUUAGAUUUUGAUGAAAUUAUUGUCAUGUGCGGGUAAGGAAUGUGUGAGGAAGCAGGUUGAAGCAUCCUGACAAUUAUAACUAUGAUUUUUGAGAACUCCACAAAGAAAAUUGUGUUAAAGUUGGAUUUUUUUCCCCAAUAAAAUGAAUAUUUUCACAUUUAAUGUGUACAUUUUAGAAAACAGACUCUGAGAACAUUAGAUUUAGUACCACAAAAAUACUGUAAAAUGUUGUGUUAUACAGUACAUCAUUAU